UGACGUCAGGAGGGGAGCGGAGUGAGGGGAGUUGAAAUAGGGCAGAGCAGGAGCGCAGCGCGGAGAGAGGAACCAGCCGGAGGAUGGCAAGCCGCUGCUGAGAGUUGGGACGCGCCACAUACCAGUCGCUACUACUAACUGCAGCUGCUCGCUCCUGAUCCAACCAGCCCGUGAUCAACCUGAACCCUUUUUUCUAAGAUAAUCCCGCCGAGCCGCACCAGAGCAGUGGAACUAAAGGAGCGCAGUUUGGACGCGUCGCUGCGAGGACAUCUCUGGCAUUUCUGCACGAAUUCCCCCUUUUUUUUCCUCUCUGUCCUUCUGCCUCAGAAUAACACAGGUAGACACUCAUGGGAAGCCUGGGGGUCUGGGCGGUAGCUGUGGCCGCUCUGCUGGGAACGUCAGGGUGCUGGCCUGCUGAAGGGCACAAGGGCAGCAGACGAGACGCAGUGGAUAGAGCCAGCAUGUCACGUAUCUUCUCCACCUCCUCCCAGGGACCACACUCCAUGGAGAAGGGGAAAGCAGACGGGAACAUCGAUCAAUCCCUGUCCGACCCAAACGAGGACCCCUGUCAGAGGACCUACUGUGGACGAGGGCGACAGUGCGUGCUGAUGGCGGAGACCGGCCGCGCCGAGUGCGUUUGCCAGGAGAAAUGCCGACCCUCCUUUGUGCCGGUGUGUGGCUCCGACGGCAGGUUCUUCGAGAACCACUGCGAGGUUUACCGCACCGCCUGCCUAGAGAGGAGACGCAUCUAUGUGGUGCACAGCAAGGACUGCUUCUUCAAAGGUACAACUUCUUUACCACUACACUGA
Hippoglossus stenolepis (Pacific halibut) is the source of this 809-nucleotide messenger RNA. RefSeq names its product follistatin-related protein 4-like. Gene Ontology annotation, molecular function: protein binding. The transcript is spliced from 4 exons. Lineage: Eukaryota; Metazoa; Chordata; Actinopteri; Pleuronectiformes; Pleuronectidae. The record is from RefSeq and is a predicted model, not a curated record. The coding region runs from base 348 to 809 and encodes 153 amino acids. Gene Ontology annotation, biological process: cell differentiation; multicellular organism development; regulation of BMP signaling pathway.